Solea senegalensis (Senegalese sole) is the source of this 5086-nucleotide messenger RNA. Its product is annotated as gonadotropin-releasing hormone II receptor-like. Gene Ontology annotation, cellular component: membrane. The transcript has 4 exons. Gene Ontology annotation, molecular function: peptide binding; gonadotropin-releasing hormone receptor activity. The record is from RefSeq and is a predicted model, not a curated record. The coding region runs from base 10 to 1167 and encodes 385 amino acids. Lineage: Eukaryota; Metazoa; Chordata; Actinopteri; Pleuronectiformes; Soleidae. Gene Ontology annotation, biological process: G protein-coupled receptor signaling pathway.
UCAUUAAGGAUGGCAGGAAACCAGUCUCUGUGGGACUCCACACCUCCUGCUCCCGCGCAGGACAUCUCCGUCCUCUCCUUCCUCAACGCCUCCGCCCCGCCCACCGCUCCGCCCUGGAAGGCCCCGACCUUCACCGUGGCGGCCCGCUGCCGCGUGGCGGCCACGCUGGUGCUGUUUGUCUUUGCCGCCGUCAGUAAUCUGUCGGUCCUCAUCAGCGUGUGCUGGGGGCGGGGCUACCGCCUGGCCGCGCACCUGCGCCCGCUCAUCGCCAGCUUGGCCUCGGCGGAUCUGGUGAUGACGUUCGUGGUGAUGCCCCUGGACGCCAUUUGGAACAUCACGGUGCAGUGGUACGGCGGGGACGUCAUGUGCAAGCUGCUGUGCUUCCUCAAGCUCUUUGCCAUGCACUCGGCCGCGUUCAUUCUGGUGGUGGUGAGUCUGGACCGGUACCGGGCCAUCCUCCACCCACUGGACUCUCUGGACGCCGGACUCAGGAACAGACGCAUGCUGCUCGUGGCCUGGGCGCUGAGCGUGUUGCUGGCUUCCCCACAGCUGUUCAUCUUUCGGGCCAUUAAGGCCGACGGCGUGGACUUCACUCAGUGUGUGACCCACGGCAGUUUCCGGGACCGCUGGCAGGAGACGGCAUACAACAUGUUUCACUUUGUGACGCUGUAUGUCUUCCCGCUGCUUGUCAUGACUUUCUGCUACACCCGCAUCUUCACCAAGAUCAAUGGGCAGAUGCACAAGAGAAAAGAUGGCGAGCACUGCCUCAGACGCAGUGGAACAGACAUGAUCCCCAAAGCUCGGAUGAAGACCCUGAAGAUGACCAUCGUGAUCGUCAGCUCCUUCGUCAUCUGCUGGACGCCCUACUACCUGAUGGGGAUCUGGUACUGGUUCCAGCCGGCGAUGAUCCAGCACACGCCCGAGUAUGUCCACCACAUACUGUUUGUCUUUGGCAACCUGAACACGUGCUGCGACCCCGUCAUCUACGGCUUCUACACGUCGUCGUUCCGCGCCGACCUCGCCGACGUGGUGGCGUGCUGCCGCGGUCGCCGCGGCAACAACGCCUCGCCUCGCUCCGAGGAUGGCCUUUCCGCUCGCAGAGCCGGAGCCCCUGGGGAGAUGGAGUCUGAUUUGAGUUCAAAUCAGCACAGCGGGAAUCCGAGUUAAACAGCGGAGGCCGAGGGAUUGAAGCCGCGCGACGACAGUGUUCUCUGCUGUCAGAGUCGUACCACACACAAGCACACAGGCUCUUCUUUUUCUAGGUGUUUUCAAUUAGGAUAGACCAUCUUUCCUCGACUUAGCUGCAAUAUGCGAACAUCAUUGUGCCGAGGCCUGGGAGACACCACCCUGACGGCCAGCAGGCGGGCAAUUAAUGACCAUCCGUGGUGGUCCCUGUUGGGGCAGGAUUAUUGACCUUUGUCAGCAUCUUAAAAGGAGAUCUGCUAAUGGCUUUUUGGCUGAUUUAGCAUAUUGCAUAAGCUCAUAGUCUCAGUGGGAGAGAAGACUGUGAUUGGCUGUUGAAAUCCAGGCCAGUUUAGAAGACGCAAAAGGAAGCAAAUGACUUACAGUGAAAAAACCAGGCUCUACUUCCAUGUCCUUCAUCAUUCAAUUUUGACACAUCAACGCUGAUGAGCUGGGAAAGUAAUGCCGUUAUGUUGCCGCUCUUUGACCGCUGUGGUGGUGUAUCCAAAUGGCUCCUCAUGAUGUGCUGCAAGACCUACGAGUGCCAAUACUUUUGUCGUAAUACUUUAAUUUAACCACACUGAUUCGGUUUGAACUAUGCAGCAUACAGUGACGCCGUCUUUGAGUCGGUGUGGUGGGCUGUGACACAGGUGGAGGGGCAAUACUUCCCAAACCCUGCAAUCUAAUCUGAGGUAGAUAUAAAACACUGUGUUCGAUUGUGCUACACACUGGACCUUUAAAUUCAAAAACCACAUAGAGAUGUUACUGUCGUGAAAAUAUGGUUUAGGUCAUUUCUAUUGUCUUGUCUGAAGACUUUGAAUGUAUUUUAUGCAAACGAUCGGCUUAACGAGAGAUUAACUUUGUAUUUUUUGUUCAUCUUCUGGUCAAAUUUGUGUGUAUUACCUCAAAUACAUUUUAUAGAAGGGACCUUGUGGGAGUUAAGGGAUAAUUAAGAGACAAUGAAUCAAACAAACGUUCGACAAGCACAGUGACAUCUUAAAUCCUUCGCGUAAGCGCUGACUCAAUGAAAAGGGAGUGAAGACAACAAAACUUGAGACAAUAAUUCACCAGGAAAUCAAAAGCUGGACGCAGAUAAAAAGGAAGUGACAGUGGUUGAACAGUGAAACUAAUCAGCAGGUCAUCUGAGUGGCAGGAAAACGAACAGGAAGUGAAGGGAACGAGAGAAACAAAGUAAAACAGGAGAUAAUGAAUAAUGUGACCGGUGUCAUUUCUUUACCCCUCAGUGUUUUAAACUCAAGUUAAAAAGGGGAUUCCUGGUAUUUUUCAACCUCCGUGACUUGCAGAGGCUGUGAUGCAUUCAGUGACGCUCGUAAAAAUCCGCUCGCUCACUCUCCUCUCACAGCAUUCAGUGGGGACAUGUGUCCCCAUGAGUAUUUGGAGAACGCCAGAUUGUCUUUACCAAUAUUAGAGACAGGACAAUUGGUGCGGUGAGAGGAGAGCGGACUCUCUGACGCAUCCACAAGCCAUUUAUUGGACAAAACAAGCACUUUUUAUGGAUAUAACAGAGAUUACAUUGCAGCCAUUGCUGCCUGAGGCGAUCUACUGGACCAAUUGUGAAACUUUUUGUAAGUACUAGCAGGGCCCAGGUCGACAAAUACCACAAUUCCCACCAAUUUUACAUUUUGGGAGCAGCACAUGAGUAUAUGCAGUAUAUGGAGCUGAUGUGGAGAAUGUGAGACACAUCUUACACUCUGGCCUUUAUUAUUAUUAUUAUUAUAAUACGUAUUCAAGCAUAAGCAGACACAAUAGCUGCUGGAUUUACUUGAGGUGUACCCACUGAAAAUCUAAGGUACUUAGAUAUGUAUAUAAUAUAUAUAUAUGAAACACAGACACGGAAUUGAUGUCAAAACUUCUUAUCUCUUUCAGUCCUAGAAGAGAAUGUUGCUACUUAAGCUUUAAAAGUGUCGGGUGUUAUCACUACCUCCAGAAAAAAGAAAAGCUUUUUUCAGACUUGAGCUCCGUGUAAUGUCUGGAGGAUGCUCAGUGUGAUGCUCGCAUACGAAGGAUGCAGCAGGAAGCAGUGUUGGGGAACCAUUACCAAUAAUGAAAACCCCUUAUGACGUUUCUUGUAAAUGAUGUUGUUGCAAAAGGAACAGGAAGAAAUGGUUACGGGACACACGUCACGUACUCCCAACACUGUCCACGUAACGGCUCGUGGCUCUGACUGGUUCCUCCAGUGUCUCUCUCUUCCUGCUGCGUUCUCGUGUGUGACCUCACUGGCAACAUUAUCCAGAGAUUAUUCUGAGGAGCCAGCAGGAGAAAUCUGAAGAAUCUCCGGAGGGACUCGUGCAGACAUUUGCGUUCACACUCAGAGGCCUCUCGGGGCACACUCUCUCUCUUUCUCCGUGCAUGUCUGAAAGCAGCUUAAGACUACUUAACAAGGUAAUUACUGUAAUGCUGCAUGGCUGAUUGUUUCACUGAUUGAUGUUUUUCUUUUUUAAAUUGUAUAGAGAGCAAUAGAAUGUAAAAGAGUCAUUACUGAUGAAAUAUUCAUUCAUUCUUGAGAUUUAUAUGCACAAAGUUGCCAGUAUUGAACAUGUUGUUGGUUGUCAUAGGCAGAAGCUACACAUUGUUACUGAAGCAUAUACAUCAUUACAUAUAUGUGCACUCUAUAUGAAACAUAAACACAUUCAAGAGGCACUUUAUUAGAAGACACAGAGUUAAUACAGACGCUGGGGUUUCAAAAAAGCCCAGCGUCUGUUCUGACUGCAUCAUCUCCUGGAUUCACAUGUGGGGACUGUUGUGUUUGGUAAAUAAUUAAUUGAUCAUCUACUGCUUUAUCCUCCACAUGAGGGUCGCAGGGUUUGGGUGGCUGGUGCAAAUUCCAGCUGACGAAGGGCGAAAGAGCAGGUUACUGUUCACUCUCACGCAUAACGGUCAAUUUAGAGUGGACGUGGAGAAAACCCACAAACAAAGUUAAUCUUGCAACCUCCCACAAAUCCACCAGCAACACAUCGGACACACUAUUUUUAAAGGUUUACUAGCACAAGCUCGAGAUGUCUACAAGCAAUCUGAUUGUGAGCGGUUCAAGGAACAUCCACAGGAGGUAACGAUGAUCCGGCCUCUUAUAAUGGAACCUUCUGUGCAGGACCAAUAACUUUCCACCACACAGGGUGUUCAAUCACACACUCACAACCCAAAAGAAAUGUUUGAUACGAUAGGAAUCCACUCAUUUUCUAUGGCUUUAUCCUCCAGAUGAGGAGUGUCCAACUUCAUGGUUUUUGGACGGGAGAAAACCCACAAACAAAGUUUACAAGGAGACUCCCUCUCUUAACCUCCCAUGAACCCACCAGCAACACAUUAAACACACAAUUUUUAAAAGGCUUACUAACACAAGAUGUCUGCAAACAAUCUGAUAGUGAGUGACUCAAGGCAAGUCCACUGCAGCUAGUCGGCGAUCCGGCCUCUUAUACUGGAACCUUCUGUGCAGGACCAAUCAGCUCCCAGGAUCCACCACACACCUGUUGUUCAAUCAAGCGUUCACACCUGCAACCCAUCACACACUCACACAAGGAAAGGGGGCGUGACAUUUGUCCCCUAGAGGAAAUGUUUGAUACAACAGGAAUGCUAAAGUUACGUAUUCCCUCAUGUUAUGUCAUAUGUAGGAUCUGAAGUGGAUGUAGCAAAGUCUCCAUUAAAAGAUAGAAAACUAUGACCAGAAAGAGAAAGUUACUGGUCGGUAUCUGGGUUACUGUAGACUUUCCAUCAGCUCCAACCAAUCUGAUCGUUGUGUUUUCCUAAUAAAGUGCUCAUUUAAUGUGACUAUAACAACGUUAUUACUCUCUUGUAAGCAGGUGUGAUGUUAUAUAUAUAUAUAUAUAUAUUAGAUAUAUAUACAUAUAUUCAACACAGUCUCAUAAGUCUUUGCUCAAUAAAAGAUGUC